GUGUUUGUUAGGCAAGUAUAUUCAUACAUACAUAUGUGCAUACAAAUGUAGUUGUUUAUUUUGCUUCUCUCUUUAGUAGGUAUUUGCCGUGAGUAUUUUAGUCGAAUUUGAAGCAACGCCCGAACAGGUUCGGCAUAAAUGUGUGUAGGAAUGUUAAGAAGACUGGGAACGAGACGAAAAGAUGUACAAAUUUUCGUGGAACCGUGAUCAUUUUUGUAUUUUGUGUUGUUUCCUUAUUUGAUUACUUAUAAACCAAUUUCCGACUUUAAAGGCAAACAUAUCUGGAUCCUAUAAAUUUGGAUAGCAAGGAUCACUAAAUGGAGUGAAUUAUUAUUAAACUAAAAUUUAUGGUCAUGUACAGAAAAAAUGAUAAUAGACAUUAAAACAAACUUAACGUUAAAAAACAAAACAAAGUGGUGCAAUAACUUUCAAUACACAUUUGAAACUAAAUCGAAAAAACUGUUAGCCAUUGAAAACAAGACCACCUGGAUUUUAAAAAUUAUUUUUCAUAUUUAUAUUUAUCGCACUACAAAUAUAAUAAGCAUUAAACAUCUGAAAUCUACUGUAAAACAAACGCCUUAUAUUGAACAUUUUCUUUCUGAGGCUGUCCAAGUCAUUAAUAGGUCGUCCAGGUACUCACGAAUAUGGUUUAUGGUUUUUUUAUUGUUGCCUACACAGCAUCAAGUCGGUGGUUAUGGAACGUUCCGCCAAACGUCAAAUUUAAAUUUACUGCCUUCAAGUAUUAAAAUGCUCACUUCCCCACUUAAAAAUCCGUAUGAUGUAGUUGAGAGCCUCCCAGCCUAUCACCGCAUACAACCAAAAAACCAAGCCAAAAAAUUAAUUUCUGAAGAGGGCCUUUACUUACACAAAAAUAAACCCUCAUUUUAUAAUGUCAGUAUAAAUACAUUUAGUCUGAUUAAUAUAAGCCAGUCUAAAAACACGUCUUACUUAUUAAAUAAAAAAAUAUCCUUUAAAAUGAAAAAUAGAGUACCAAUGCAAAAUAGGAAAUUUAGAGAAACCAGAGAUAUUCGCCUAGAUGCAAAGAGUCAAAAUAUAAAACCUAAAAAUAUUGACGAAGCCAGUCUUAAACGCCUCGUUUUAAAGGGCCUUGGAAUGAAAAAAAUACCAGAUAUGAGCAAGGUUAAUAUAAGCCAAGUUGAAUAUUCUAAGAAAUAUAAAGAAUACUUAAGUCGCCUGAGAGAUAACCACGAAAAGGGAGCAAGUUAUUUUAAUAAUCAUAUUGGAGCAUAUUCUUUUAGAGACAUAAAUUUGUUGAGCAUCAUUACAAACAAAUUCAACGACAUUAGUCACAAACGUUGGCGUAAUAAAAGGGCAUUAAAACAUUUAAAAAAGAUAUCACAGACAAUGAAUGAAGAAAAAUUACAAUAUUACCAACGGGAUAAAACAAACAUUCUUCUGCACUUUUCACUAAAAAACGUAAAAGACGCCAAAUUUCAUUAUGAUAAAAUUGAUGAAGCCAAUGUUAGGCUUAUGCUUCUCUAUAGCUCAUCCCUCGCAUCUGAUUUCCGACGGUUGAAAGGACAAAACAAAAGAAAAACCAGCCACGCAUCUCAAACUGAUUAUUUUUUGAACACUAUUAAGAAUUGUAAUUCUGGAGAUGUCAGCUAUAACCAAUCAAAAAGAACUCAAAGUCGGCAAUUGAACCUCAAAGUAUAUCAUCUUCUUUCAACAAACAGACGAAAGCUGCUAGCGUCUCGCAAAAUUAAAACGGAAAAUAUUGGGUCCGAAGAAACUCGAACUCAGUGGAUAGAAUUUGAUGUGACGAAAGCUGUUCGUAGUUGGAUAAAUAAAAGCCAUGAAAAUUUAGAAAUAGAAAUUCAAUGCGAUAAAUGUAAAAGUAUAGGUGCUCGUAUUCUUAGCGACUCUAGCUCGUCGCAGUCAUCAUACGUUAAAUCUGCGGCUCCAAGCGUCGAACACUUCGACAUAAUGCCUGUUUUAAAUAUAAUUGGACAUGGUGCUCCGAACGCCCACGAAGACGGUGACUCAGACGUCCAUCAUAUUAUACUGACCAAUAAUAAAAGCGAUGACUACGUACAUCAUCGUUCCAAUCAGGAGACCACAUGGAGAAAUAAAUGGAGCAACAACUGUUACAAAUUGCACCAACGAUGCUGUAGAAAUCAGUUGAAUGUUGCCUUCAAGGAUAUUAAGGGGUUUGAGUUCAUAUUACAGCCAAAAGUAUUCGAUGCAGGUUAUUGUCAAGGACGAUGUCCACCACGUCACAAUCCUGCCCAUCACCAUGCCCUUUUGCAAAGUCUAAUAUGGCAAGAUGAUCACAAUCGAGCACCCCGUCCAUGUUGCGCACCCUCGAAACUUGAUAUGCUCGAAAUAUUGCACGUAGAUGAAGAGCACACCGAUAAGCUCAAAAUUUCAACAUGGAGUGAUAUGCAGGUUGUAGAAUGCGCCUGUUCUUAAAAUUAUGUUUAUGUUUACUAAACCUUGCUUUACCUUGCCCUUACUAUGAAAUAUAUUAAAUAUA
This is a messenger RNA of Drosophila eugracilis, 2497 nucleotides long. It is a transcript of the gene mav, whose product is annotated as bone morphogenetic protein 7. Gene Ontology annotation, molecular function: growth factor activity; cytokine activity. Lineage: Eukaryota; Metazoa; Arthropoda; Insecta; Diptera; Drosophilidae. The record is from RefSeq and is a predicted model, not a curated record. Gene Ontology annotation, cellular component: extracellular region. Gene Ontology annotation, biological process: BMP signaling pathway; SMAD protein signal transduction. Bases 367 to 2433 code for a protein of 688 amino acids. The transcript has 2 exons.